AUGGGGUCCGAUCCGCAGUACAUCAAGUACCCCGACCUCCUCCUCGCCCAACAUGUUUUCAACCUUUCCAACCCUGCAUGCUCCGCGUCCAUCCAGCAGACCUCAUUGUCGAAGCUGCAAGAUGUCAUCAAGGAGCGCAAGAUGGCUCCUUUCUACCGCCACCUGGCCCACCCGACCGAGGGCAUCUUGAACACCACCGGCGAAGGUGUGACGCAACACCCGCACGGUGCGGGCUCCUCCAAGCCUCUGAUCAUCUCCGACAUGCUCGCAUCGCGCAAGUCUCCACAAAAGAUCGACUUCCCAUGGGAUGAGAAGCUGUAUCAAUCUCUGGUGGAGGACAACAAGCAGGAGCUGGAGACCUUCCAGAAGGAGGAGGAUGAGGCAGAGGAAGCCGCCGGCGAGACCGAAGUACAGGCCGCGCGAGGGAAACGGGCCGAGUUCUGGGCUCGGGUAGGAGACAAGGACAAAGCCAUCGAGUCGCACGAAGCCCUUCUGGAGAAGAUCGGAUUCCUCGGUACCAAGAUCGACCUCGUUCUCGCCAUGAUUCGCAUUGGACUGUUCUUUGGAGAUCGCGCAUUUGUGAAGAAGACGAUCGAGCGUGCCGAGACCUUGGUGGAGAGCGGUGGUGACUGGGACCGGAGGAAUCGCCUCAAGGCAUACAAGGGCAUGCACCUGCUCACCAUCCGUUCCUACAGCCUAGCGGCGCCCCUUCUUCUCGACAGCCUGUCUACAUUCACGAGCUACGAACUUUGCAGCUACUCCGCCUUGGUGAUCUACUCCGUGCUUGCUGGAUCGUUGUCCCUCAAGCGUGUGGACUUCAAGGCGAAGGUGGUCGAUGCGCCUGAGAUCAAGGCUCUUCUUGGUGCUGGCGAAGACCAGCUGGCCGCUCUGUCCGGCGAGACCUCCGCUGGCCCCGGUGCUCGGGAGGAAGAGAUGAAGGAUGCUACCGUGUCAUCAUCAACCCCAACUGGUGGAAAGGGUGUUCAGACUGCGAUUAACCUGACAACCUUGGCCACCGGUUCCGGCUCGCAGACCGAGUCUGAAACCCCCGUGGACUUUUCUCCUCUGGCCAAUCUGGUCAACAGUCUCUAUAAUGGAAACUACCGGUCGUUCUUUGUGGCCCUUGCGGCCGUGGAGGACCACUUCCUGACUCAGGACCGAUACCUGCACGAGCACCGGGCGUGGUUUGUUCGGGAGAUGCGGCUACGUGCCUACCAGCAGCUGCUGCAAAGCUACCGGGUGGUGGGCCUGAACAGCAUGGCCAAUGACUUUGGUGUGACCGUGGACUAUCUGGACCGCGACCUGGCCAAGUUCAUCUCGAGCGACCGCAUUGCCUGCACCAUUGACCGCGUCAACGGCAUCAUCGAGACCAACCGUCCCGACGACAAGAACAAACAGUACUCUGAUGUGGUGAAGCACGGUGAUGCUCUGAUCACCAAGCUGCAGAAGUACGGACAGGCUGUUCGGCUUCGGGGCAGUGAGCGCAGCUAG
Molecule: messenger RNA, 1491 nt
Organism: Penicillium argentinense
Lineage: Eukaryota; Fungi; Ascomycota; Eurotiomycetes; Eurotiales; Aspergillaceae
Product: proteasome regulatory particle lid subunit RPN7
Exons: 3
Coding region: 1-1491 (496 amino acids)
Biological process (GO): proteasome-mediated ubiquitin-dependent protein catabolic process
Cellular component (GO): proteasome regulatory particle
Source: RefSeq, a predicted model, not a curated record